Molecule: messenger RNA, 3440 nt
Organism: Magallana angulata
Lineage: Eukaryota; Metazoa; Mollusca; Bivalvia; Ostreida; Ostreidae
Exons: 29
Coding region: 20-3319 (1099 amino acids)
Biological process (GO): proteolysis
Cellular component (GO): membrane
Molecular function (GO): zinc ion binding; calcium ion binding; metalloendopeptidase activity
Source: RefSeq, a predicted model, not a curated record
AUAAUCGUUUUGUGGCAAAAUGCAACCGUUUGGUUUACUUGUUGUGCUAUGUUUUUCCUUUUAUAUCGUACCACUGUGCUUAUCGAAAUCCGUCAACGGGCAAGACGUUUUGCACAACAGUCCCCGUUACAAAAGAGCGCCAAAGGGUAAAAAGGGGAAGGGGAAGUUCGAUCCGCAGGAACUUGAUAAGCCUCUUUUGGACGAGAAUUCACUAGAGGAAGAAUACGCCGAAAGAACAUUUGUGUACAAGGCCGGGAAAAAGACCAAGCCAAAGAAUAUCAACAAGAAACCCAAAAAAUCUAAAGAGGCAAAUAAACUUGAUAGACAUCCGCCAAGACCACAGCACGAUGCGAAAGCACCUCCAAACCGAAUGAAGAGAGUCUUCGUUUCCGAGGAGGGCGUCAAAUGGCCGAAUAGGACGAUCCCUUACGAAAUCGAUACAACGACUUAUACAAAUGCUACUAAUAUCAAGUCAAUAUUUUCAACGGCGGUCGAUCGAUUUAACGAGGCGGGUUGUCUCCAGUGGAUUCCCAGAACUACAGAGACCGAAUACAUCAGAGUAGUCGGAAACGAGGCUAGAUGUGCAUCGUACGUUGGACAUCUUGGUUGGAGUCAACAGACGCUUUGGAUGUACGAGAGUGGUUGUAUCUAUAUCGACAUAUCUCUACACGAGAUGCUACACGCCGCAGGAACUAUGCACGAACAAUCCAGAGCACAAGAUCGGAAUCAACUCCUCUCGUUUAACUGGGCCGCGGUGUCCAGCGGGAACGAGCUGAACUACCAAGGAUAUUCCCUAUACAACGCCAGGGAGUACGACCUUAGCUCUGUCCUACAGUAUGGAUUGACGUACGGAUCCACAACAUACAUGUAUGUCAAUGACCCAGAUUUGGAAUAUCUGACCCAGAUACAGCAGACAGAUCUCUCCUUCUAUGAUAAAGCGGAAUUGAACGCGUUCUACAAGUGUGCUGAUGACUGUAAAGAUGCCCCAAUUUGUCAAAACGGAGGCUUUGUGAAACAGAUCAAUGGUGUGUGUAGCUGUGAGUGUGUGGAGGGACUGACAGGACCGGACUGUACAGAGCUGGAUACUAGUCCUGAAUGCGGAGGCUUAGUAAAUUUGACUGUUGGAUCAAAAGACAAAAUCGAAAUGUUCGGGUAUCAAAUCAACCUUUCCUGCACAUGGUUGAUUAAGGGACCUGAAAAAACGAAGAUCAAGGUCGAAGUCGAUAGCCUCGAUCUGCCAACCAGUGACCAGGACAACUGUUACCACUACAUAGAGAUCAGGGACUAUCUGUCCGGGACGGAAGGCAAAUUAAUAUGUGGUGACUCUGGUGGUGCGAUCUUCACAAAGAAGAACCUGGGUCCUACCAAUAUGAUGGUGGUCCGCUUUGACAGUGAGCAGUACAGUGCAGUGACUCCUGGGAAGGGAUUCUCCAUGACAGUCACAGCAGAGCCAUCCGCAUGCAGUAUCCUCCCUUGUAAAUACCCCGCUACGUGUGUAGAUGGCGCCACUACUGACGAGUACACCUGUGUCUGUACUGAAGGGUAUUCUGGUACUAACUGUGAUACAGUCGCGGCUACUGCCACGGUGACAGACAGCUUUGAAGACGAUUUUACCACGCUGAUGACACAUAGCUCAACAGGUGUCGAUUUCCAAUGGUCUACAAACAAGUACUCAAACUUGAACGGCUUCACAAAAACUGCAUCCGAUGGUGACCUGAUGGCUACACUACGCAAUAACCUCUUUGCAACGGCAUUUUACUAUACUUACAGAGCAAAGCUGGAGACGUCAGCAUUAUUUGAAAGGGCCAGCCGAUGUCUCCGGUUUGAUUACGCAAUAGCUGACAACAAUGUGGGAGAUGCAUACCCAACCACUUUGACGGUUCGAGUUUUCAGUGACUCUGGAACUUCGAGUGUUGUGUUCGAUGAAAAUACUGGCAACGACUGGACCACUGGGGAAGUUGACCUUCCUGCCGUCGAUAAUAUGAAAAUUGAGUUUGAGGGAGUGUACGGCUUUCAACACCUGAUUGUUGAUAACAUACGGAUUACUCCAAAUCUGUGUAACAAAGUUGAUCCCUGUGGUAAUGUUUGUCAAAAUGGCGGAAUCUGUGAACUCAUUGUCGACUCUGCUUCUCGAUGCAAGUGUCCCUUAGGAUUCACUGGGGAGUUUUGUCAAAACGAUCUUUGUGCAAGUGUAGAUUGUAACCAGGGGAUCUGUGAAGUUGUAUCAGAAUCUCAGACACAAUGUAAUUGCAGCACGGGGUGGUUCGGAGAGUUUUGUGAUGUCGAUCCAUGCGAAAAUACGACUUGUAAACAUGGAAGUUGUGAAGGUUUGUCAGAAAAUCAGACCAAGUGCAACUGUGAAGAAGGGUGGUUUGGGGAACUGUGUACCCUUCAUGCCUGUGAAGUUGUUAACUGUAACCAGGGGAGCUGUGAAGUUGUAUCAGAAACAGAGACGCGGUGUAACUGUACCCCUGGCUGGUUUGGAGAGUUCUGUGAUGUCGAUCCGUGCGCAAAUGUGAUUUGUAACCAAGGAAGCUGUGAAAUUUUGUCGGAAAAUCAUACCCAUUGUAUUUGUGAUGAAGGAUGGUUUGGUACAUCCUGCAACAUUGAUCCAUGUUCGAAUACAAACUGCAACAACGGACAAUGCGAGGCACUGCUAGAGACACAGACACAAUGUAAUUGUGACGAAGGAUGGGAAGGGGAGAUGUGUGAUUCACAAACGUUUGUCACAUACAAAUGCGACUUUGAGACGGAAAUUGAAGAGAACUGUUUCCUUGUUGAAAGUACUGAUGACGAUUUCGACUUUACUCGAGAAAUGGGAAGUACUUUAACGGAAAGAACAGGACCUGACUCUGCGUACAACGGAAGCUACUUCAAAUACGCAGAGGCGUCCAAUCAUUUCCCUGGCGACGUCGCCAGUUUGGAGAGUAAUGUUAAUUUUAAUGCUGGAACCUAUUGUCUCAGUCUAGCCAUUAACAUGAAAGGAUCCCAUGUUGGUUCGCUGAGUAUUUUAACAAAAGACGGUUACGAGACGAUAAUUCAACAAAAGUUUAAAGGGAAACAAUCCAAAAACUGGUUUUUGUACGCUAAGGAAUUGAAUCUUUCGACCUCAACAAAGAUUAUCAUAGAAACGGUAAGGGGAGGUAGCAACAUCAGAAACCAGAGAGGAGACAUUGCUGUCGACGACAUUCAACUGACAUCAUCACCUUGUCCCACAACGUCUGACAACAAUGAUGACAAAUCAGCUAAUGGGAAAGGCAAAGGCCCUGUGAACAUAAUAAAACCUGUGGUAGACCCUUUCCGCCAAAACAAGUCGUAAUAUGAUAUCAUAAAGCGAUGUAUUUAAUCUUUAUUUAACGUGUAUUCUUAUUUGAUUUAGUGGACUCAUAAUUUCAAUAAAAAAAAAACAACAAAUAAAAUCAGAUAUUACACAAACUGUA